AUGGCACCGGCGGCAAGGGUGCAGCUUCCAGACGAGCUCGUCGAUCACAUCCUCAACCUAGCAUGUACCCUGCCACCGCUUCGAACCGACGACUUCCGUGAGCCCUCCGAUUUCGACGCACACCGACUCAAGGCUCGCUCUUCAGCUCCGCAUCUCGACGUCCGCACAACACUCAAGCUCCUUCUGCUCUCACCGCAGCAUUAUCCCUACAUCGCCUCAAUCCUCUACAAAGGCCCGCGUCUCUCGGAUCCCAUCAGUCUUUCGCUCUUCGCCCGAACCCUCACCAAUCGUCCAGCUCUCGGUCGCCUGGUCAAACACCUUUGGGUCGGCCACACAUAUCAGGGCGAAGGCGUGCCCCCAAACGCGCUCGCCUUUGGCCUUGGCGGUUGUCAGACAGCAUACAACCUCAAUUCCGAUCUCGCUACCAUCGAUGAUGUUCGAGACUGCCUCGCACAGGGCAUCGCUCCGCCCAAUCUCCUCUCUCCAGCCUUUGAGACGAGGAUAGCGCAGUGGGCUGCCCAGAAUGUGCAGGCCAACGCUCGUAGCAUCGACUCAGUGCGUGCGCCCAGAGGCAUCCACAUCGAUUCUCCUGGCUCCGGCGAUCGUGACCAUCGUGGUUGGAAUUCGAUCGGCAUCGACGAGUGGGUCCUCCGUCUCUGGGACGGCCGCGAUCUUGUCAAGCAUUUCAGAGAAGUCGCCAAACGCGCCUUCUUCCUCGAACUCAAGCGCCUCUCGCUUGCAGCCACUUCCAGCAGGUCUUCUUCGGCUUCGUCCUCCACACCUUCUUCUUCUACCGCCUCUCCACGCUCUGCAUCACCAGCCUCUGCAUCGAGAUCAUCCUCCGGCCCUUCCGCAUCCAGUCUCCUCGAUACUGACAUGAUCACGCCCUUCUCAGCUCGCGGGUCUGAGCAAAGGAUACCGGGCACCGACAAUGACCCUUUGGACUGGGCAGAUGCGACACACGCCCCUCAGCCCAACGCCUCUCGCCUCACCGAUAAUGACGAGCCCAUCUACUCGGAGGAACUCGACCUGGACGAGAUCGAUGCCGAGCGCGACCGCUGCUUCGUCGAGAUGGGUGUUUCAAAGCCUGCUUGGCGGUCGACAAACUGGUCCGAAAUUGCCAAGGUUGGCGAUCAGAAGGUCGAGUGGUGGGUUGUGUGGAUCCUCGCCAAGACCAGAGCUCGAGCCCGCAUUGUAGCUCGUCGAGUCUGGCGCGCCGACUCGGCUAAUGAUCCCAAGCUACGCAGCUGGCGCGCCCUUCGUCCACGCCCCGAACUCCAUACCAAGAACCACUUCACUCACCCCACGCUCUUUGCUCGAUCUGGCGCCAGCCACUUGCUUGUAGGAGGUGCGCCUCCUCCGACGAGGGAAGAGGUCUACGGAGGGCGUCAUGGCGAUCUCGAUGGACUCUCGGAUUCGGACAGCGACACCGCCUCCGAAGCCGACUCCUAUACCGACGGCAGCGACUACGACUCCGAGAUGGAAGCUUCCACCGCACGCAUGGACAUCUCCGUGAUUCGCGAGCCAGCGUCUUCGCAUUCGGAGCAUCAUGCAGGCAGUCGUGCAGCUGCAGGAUCGUCGGGAUUCAGCCUGCCCGAGUUCGCUGAGCCCGAGCAGCAGAAACCUGAGGACCCUGCCGAUCUGUGGGGUGGCGAUCACAAUUUUGCAAACGGCAAUGAGAGGGCCGGCGCAGGCAACAGCAUCUUGGGCUCGCGAGGCGGCAUGUUUGGUUUCGAUUCGGCGCUUCGUGCUGGGCUUCUCGAUGAGCCCGACACUGGACUCGACGAUGGCACCGAGUUUGCCAGUUUGCAAAAGGAGAAGCAGCGUAGACGAAACGAGGAGGACCGUCUGCUCUCGGAAAUGACGCUCGGUUCCAUUCUGCAGAGCUUGCGUACCGUCAUGAUGCUCACACCGCGACUCAAGGACUUGGCGCUCGACGGUGUACUGGAGCGCAGCAUCUGUGGACGUCGAGCCAUGUGCAGUAUGGGUAAGCUCAGAAGUCUUUCGCUCGGACCUCCUCCUCCCUACUGGAGUUCGCCGCUACUUUUCGGUCAUCCGAUGAAGACGACGCGUCGCGAGAGGCUCAGCUACCAUCAAAGGAUGCAUGGUCCUUCGAGCCCAGAUUUCGUCGCCGACGAUGCUCGCUCUCAUAGCGUGUGGCCAUUGCCGGGCGUUUUGAUUCCUUCGCCAGCAUUCGCGACGUUGCGCACUCUCCACAUCUCCGGCUGCAUGCUUUUCCCGUCCGAGGCAAGAGCGGUGGGCGGUCUGGGGGGUCAGCUGCCCAACUUGCGUCAUUUCAGAUGGUCGCUGUGGCAGCCGCACGUGGAAGGACAUCCUGUGGGCGUAGUCGAGACGCUCUGUGCCAUUCUCGACAUUCCGACACCGGAGGAGGAAGCUGCGGCAGCUGCAGCUACUGCCAGAGCACAGGCCAUCGUGGGACCCAGCUCUGGCUCUGCUUCUGGAUCUGGUUCUGGGUUCCGAUUCGGAACUUCCACCUCUAGCUCCGGCACGUACCGCGAGAUUGGGGACCGGAAGAGGCGUCGACGACACGACUCGCGCCGCUCCAACCCCUUCAGCGUCAGUGGAUUCGGCAUGACCGACUCGGGCCUCUCUUCCUCGAUGGGUAGCAGCAGCAUGACCCCUGCAGGUGGGUCGCACGAGGCAAGCAUGCAUGCGCUCGUGACGCGCAAACGCAAGCUGCGCUCAGUGUAUGCGACGAUGCAUCCGACCGAUCAGGCCAUCUUUGCGCGCAAGGCGCCUGCCGCGCUCCGAUUCGACACGCGUCUCACCAUCGAGACUGCCAAAUGCAAGAACGUUGAGGACAACCUCGAGGAGAUGCAGCGCUGGUGGGAGUGGGAGAGCGGCAUGUUGCACUUCAAACCCACCGUCUCGAAUCUGGACGCCAUCACACAGGCGGCCAAGCGCAAGCAGAUGGCAGGCCCACCGAGCUCGUUGUCGGCUCAGGAGCUCAAUGCGGAUCACAGUGGGAUACAGAUGGAUCUGCGACGUGCGAUGGAUACCGAGCUCGAGCUCGAGCCGCGAUCUUGA
Molecule: messenger RNA, 3048 nt
Organism: Pseudozyma hubeiensis SY62
Lineage: Eukaryota; Fungi; Basidiomycota; Ustilaginomycetes; Ustilaginales; Ustilaginaceae
Exons: 1
Coding region: 1-3048 (1015 amino acids)
Source: RefSeq, a predicted model, not a curated record